Molecule: messenger RNA, 1728 nt
Organism: Chenopodium quinoa (quinoa)
Lineage: Eukaryota; Viridiplantae; Streptophyta; Magnoliopsida; Caryophyllales; Amaranthaceae
Product: protein FAR1-RELATED SEQUENCE 5-like
Exons: 6
Coding region: 1-1728 (575 amino acids)
Biological process (GO): regulation of DNA-templated transcription
Source: RefSeq, a predicted model, not a curated record
AUGAUAAGGAGUAACGAACAACUUGAUAGUCAUUCUAGUACCAUCAUAAAUGUGCCAACUACUCCUACAAUAGUAGUUUCUCCUAAAGUAGCACCUUUGCUCACUCCUGGAGGAACAAAAGAAUGGCUUCCAAUAUGCCCCAAUGAGUUGAAACCAACUAUAGGGAUGAAGUUUAAUAAUCUUGAAGAGGGUCUUGAAUUUUAUAGAAGUUACGCAUUUGCUGCUGGAUUCAACACAAGAAAUUCUACAACUAAAAGACAAAGAAGAAGCAUAGAAUUGAAAUCACAUUAUAUCUUAUGCAAUAAAGAAGAAUACAAAGAGAAAAGAAAGGCUACUGAAAUUAUUGGAGGAUAUGAUAACAUUGAAGCAUCUAAGCAAGAUUUCAAAAAAUUUCAUAGAGAUUUAAAAGCAUACAAUCAAGGAAGUGAUGCUCAAAUAGGAUUGUGGGCAAACCCCCUUUGUAAAAAGAGUUAUUCUCUAUUUGGUGAUAUGGAUAGUAUGGCAAGAACAAAAAAGACCAAGAGAAUUGAGAACUCUGAUGCCUCCAUUUUCCGGGUUCAGAUUAGUGAGCUGUCGGACCAGCCGCUAGAUACCGCAGGGACCCAAGGUGACCCUUCUGCCGAGAGCUCUGAGGAGGGAGCUAAAGUAGCUUCUUCCCACUUCAUUGUUGACCUGGUCAGUCAGCAAACAACCCUUGAAGAAGAAGAGGGGUACAACAUGGUGUUUACUCCAUUUAUAGGGGUUGACCAUCAUAAGAGCUGCAUUACUUUUGCUGUUGGUUUCAUAGCAAAGGAAGAUAUUAUGUCAUUUGAGUGGAUGUUUAGAUCAUUUCUCAAGGCAAUGGAUGGGAAUGAACCUAAUUGUAUGGUCACGGAUCAGGAUCCAACAAUGAAAAUUGUUGUUAAAAGUGUGUUUAAGAAGACUGAACAUCGGUUCUGUAUGUGGCACAUAAUGAAAAAGUUACCAGUUAAGGUGGAGAAAUCAAUCAUGCAAGAAGAAAAUGGUUUCCUAAAAAAUAUGUGUGCUUGCGUUUGGCAUCUUGAAAUUGAACCCGCUGAGUUUGAAGAAAGGUGGAAAAAGGUAAUGGUUGAAUACCACUUGGAAGAACAUGAGUGGUUAGUUUAUAUAUACAAGAUAAGGGACAAGUGGAUUCUUGCGUAUUUCAGAGAUGUGUUCCUUAGAGGAAUAAUGCGUACAAGAUCUGAAAGCGAAAACAACUUUUUCUGCUCCUUUAUUAAUCUUCACGUGUCACUUGUUGAGUUUUACUUGAGAUAUGAAGCUGCAAUUGAUGCCCAAAGACACACUCAAGGUCAGAAUGAUAAUGAUUCAAAGCACAAAUAUCCUGAGUGCAAAUCACCACUAGAGAUAGAAAAGCAUGCCUCACAUUUAUAUACUAACUUUGUCUUUUAUGAAUUCCAAUAUGAGCUAUUUUAUAGACAAGGAAUUCCAUGUACACAUAUGAUUUGGGUUUGGAAAGUAAAAAGGUUUGAAACCAUUCGUGAGCAGUAUAUGCUACACAGAUGGACUACUAUGGCACUAAAGAAACCAAUUUUUGACUUGGGUGGAAACCUGUUAAAGCAAUGUGCUAAUUUAAUUGACAAGAAAAAAUUGUUAAAUGAUAUAUGGUUAGAGAUACAUACUUGUGUAAGUUUGGCAAAAGGCAAAGAUGAAGAUAUUCAAGACCUUGUGAUAAAUCUUCAAGGAAUAAGAAAGGGAUUUGGAGGCUAA